Messenger RNA from Caenorhabditis auriculariae, 5256 nucleotides. NCBI's taxonomy places the organism in Eukaryota, Metazoa, Nematoda, Chromadorea, Rhabditida, Rhabditidae. The record is from the annotation of a GenBank genome assembly.
AUGCUAUUGACAUGGAUUCGCUUGGCGUUUCUCACCUCGAGCGCUCUGGGUGAACUUUUUUUUUUCUUUAUCUCUAACUUAUGAGGUCAUUCGGAGGGAUUAUUCAUAAUUCAUAUCUAGGUUCAAAAAAAUUUAAAAUGGAAAUUCUUUAAAAAUGUCAGUCUUGAGAAAUUAUGAUGGUAGAGAAUGCGACGCAGCUUUAUUCCUGUAUUUUUUUUCUGAUUUGAAAACUCACGAAAGUUAUGAAUUUUUCUUUCUCACUCCGAGGUACAUAGUAGCACGUGAAAUUGCUAAAUACCGGUGAUUUUAGAGUUCCACCGACUCGAAACUACUUGCGCGCAUAGGGAUAGUCUGUAUGCCACGACUUGAAAUUUCCCCGAACGACAUUCCGCUGUUCCGCUGCGUGCGUUCGCGAAGUGUCUUUUGAAUCUAGGUCACGAUUUCAACUGAUUGUUAUUUCCGUGGGAGUUAAUGAAAGUAGAGUACCUUAAAAAAAGAAAAAAAAAUUAAAAGCGCGACCGAGGUUCGCAAAGGCGCGCAGCGGCACAGCGGAAUUUCGUUCGGUGAAAUUCCAAGUUGUGGUGUACAGACUAUAAUUUGAGGCAUUGUAAUAUUCUUUCCAACUUUCAGCCGACCUUGGACCUUAACGCGACGCUUAGAGCCAUUUCACAGCUUAUAAAAGUCGAAAAAAUGAACGAGAAAAUGGAUUAUAUCACGAUUUUGACUGUAAGAUCAAAUGAAGAUGUCUUCAGCUAACACAGAUCCUCUCGAUGGUCUCCAAUCUUUGAACCUCGCCGAUUUCGAACAUGCCGAAAAACUCACAAAAGGUGUGUUUGAUAUAAGUACCUGUCCUUCUCUUCCCAUGAGCCAAAGUUUAUUUCUUCAGCAAGUUACUAAAAAGUUGAUUUAUUUAACCUUCCUCCAAUACGAACUCUCUGUACUUUUUUGAAAUCUUCUUCCAGUUUUUUAUUCAUAACGACUUAUAAAUAUUUUUCUAUUAAGUCGAACUGUUUGGAUUCUUGCCGAGCGGGGAAAGUUAAAGAAAAAGAUAGCAGUCUACUUUGCUAACGAGAUUGACAAGAGAGGAAAAGAUUGCAGAGGAAUUGUUCGGGAAGCACAUCCCGCUGGAGGUCGUCAACGACUUCAAGUCCGACAUCCGCAACUCUCGAAGGCAUAAGGUUGCUUGAACUUUUUAAUUUUCAAUUAGUGUUGAUUCUCUUUUCGAACCCUAUUCUUAAUAUUGUUCAACCCUGUCUGUACUCUCUUGAUCUCUCUUACUUUUUCUGUGUUUCAUAUAUGGGAUAGUCCCGGUGAGACCUGAAAAAGGGGGAGACUUGGCAAAAAAACGAGUAAAUGGAUGGGGGUUGGCGAAAAACCGUAAAAAUUUCCUGGUGCGCGCUGGGCGGCGCGUUCGUCUGAUCUAAUGAAAAAAAUCAUACGUUCAUUUAUAAAAAAAUCAAAAAAAAAUUUUUUUCUUAGUUAAAAUGAUCGGAAAAAAACAGGGGGGACUCGGCUUUCGCCAGUCAUGCUUUUUCCCAUGUAUGCUGUUUUUCUACGACCUUGCGGCUGAAAAGAAAGAUCAUAUUACUCCGUUGUGGGGAUAGACCUGAAAAUUGAAAAAAUUGGCCAGGACACCCCUUGACGUACCAGAGGAAGAUCCUGAGAGCCCCAACUUGCCCAACUUCCUAGUUUUCAAGAAAUGAGGGCUCGAACCCCCAAGAUGGCCUAUUUUUUCACAUUUUGAGGUUUUCUUUGACUUCAAAGUCUUUUCUCGAAAACUAGGAAUUUUCGCAAGGAGAUAAUCUCAGAAUAUUCUUGGGUAUAUCAAGAAGCGUUCUGGCAAAGUUUCAGGAAAUUCCCAACCGCAAAGUAGAAUGACCAUCCUUGUGAGUGAAAAGAAAGCACAGACAAGCUGAACUGUCUGUUAUGAGUAUUAUCGAUUAGGGCUUUAUUUAAGCUUGAGAAAUUAUUUCAGUCUUUUUUAUCAAUUAUUUGCAGAGAAAUGGCGUUUCUCGGGCCGCGAAACUUUGGCCCAACGCUCGGAUUCCGUAUGCCAUCUCGCCGCACUACUCACCACAUGAAAGGGCUCUUCUGGCCAAAGCUGUCAAACAGGUUCACAUUUAUUCCAUUUUGGUUGAUUUUGACCCUUGAUUUUAAAAAAUGGUUCAAACUUGUUUCUUCUAUGAUGAGAUGGAGAGUAGCAUUGUUGACUGCAGUACCACGAGAAGACGUGCAUCCGCUUCGUCCCGCGGGCGGCCGGAGAGCCCGACUACCUGUUCAUCGGCAAAGUCGACGGGUUUGCUAACGCUUUUUGCAACUUUUUCUGACCGGUCAGGUAUGGGAAAUGUAUUGAAAAUUAGUCUUGGCUGUUUAGUUGCGCUAACGCUCUUUUUCCAAACUUUGAGGUUUUUCCUGGAUUGAUACGAUCAAUUUUUCAGUUUGAAACGAGCCGUAAGAAUUGCAUUUUUUUUUCUAUGAUGACUGAAGCCCUCCUAGCCAUCUGCCCAAGGCGCGCAAACUGGCGCGAGUCGGGCGCAUGAAAAUAUAGAUCCUGGCCCUUAGGAACUCCAGAGGAGUCCCUUUAGGGGCUCUUCACGAUUCCUCUCUAGGGAAAACUUCAAAUAUCAAAGCUGAACAAAUCAAAAAAGACGGUUUUUCCACAAAACGCAAAGUUUUGAGGUGUUUCUCGGAGGUCGGCAGGACGUCCGGCGUUCAGGUGCUGUCGUUGGACAACGGCUGCAUGGAGUACGCGACGAUAAUCCACGAAAUGAUGCACGUCGUCGGCUUCUACCACGAACACGGUAGGUUUAACACAAAAGCCAAAUAUUGCUUUAUCAGCAAGAAUCUGAAAUUUUAUCACUAUACGCUUGAAAAAAAACUUCUUUUUUUUUGUUUCAAAACCGUUGAAAUGCUCCAGUUUAAUUCUGUUCUUUGAUGACAGCAUUUUUGAAGAAGUAAGUUGUGGUUCUCAAUUUCAAUCAUUUUUCAAGUGACGGAAUUUUUUCUGAUUUACCGUAGAUUUUGUCGAUUUUCCGAAUUCAGGAAAACGAUGUCAUUUCCUUGCCUUGUCAGGCAUUCAUUUCGAUCUUCUAGCUUUUUUUUUUUUAAGAAAUUUCUUUCAUAGACACAGAAAAUUUUCAAAAAUUGUCAGAUUGCAGUUUUUUGGAAGAUCUUUUUAUUCAAUUAAUGUUUUUUUUAACGUUUAGUAUUUUUCUAAAAAAAAAAAUUCUGAUGUCGAUAUUAAGGGUCACGUCUUUCUUUAAAAUUGCAAUGAAAAUACCGUUUCAGAACGAUGGGAUCGGGACAACUUUAUCGAUAUCAUUUGGCAGAAUAUUGAUCGAGGUACUUUUUCGAAUAUUAGAUUGUGGGGUCUUCUCAUAAAACUUUGACUCUUUUGACCCGCUUUCUGAAAAUUCAUAUAAGAAUUCUAACUAUUACAGACCUGCGUUUUCAGUUUCUUUAACCAGUCUCUCAUAACUUCGAAAAACCCAAAUUUUUUGCUUUCACCAGCUGCACGGCUGUAGAAACCCUCGAAAACGCGUUUUCUGAUAAGUUUAAAUUUAUAAAAAAGGUUUCAUCCAAUUUUUGUGCCUCAGAACCUAUCAAAAGUUAUUUUAUCAACUGUUUGAAAUCUGUAAGUCAAAAUAUUAAAUAUUCCUAGAUCGAUUAAGUUAAUAAAUCUUUAUAUGAAACAACCCAACAUUUUCACUUUCGUUUUGUCAUUUAUUCCCUCUCCACCUUCUCAGGAGCCCUGGACCAGUUCGGAAAAGUGGACCUGAGCAAGACGUCUUAUUAUGGCCAGCCCUACGACUACAAGUCCAUUCUCCAUUACGACAGCCUCGCUUUCUCCAAAAACGGGUUCCCUACGAUGCUUCCGAAGCUCAAAUGUUGGUUUUUUCAACACUAUAGGUGCAAAAAAAUCCAAAAGGCGGGACAAUUUUUUCACGUAUCCUUAGAAUUUUCAUACCUUCUUCUUCUUUUUCUUCCUACGCCUUUGUACUUCUUGAGCGGCGUCGACACCCCAAGUCGAUUAGCCGAGGUCCUAUCCUGAUAUUGAUAAUCAUUGGACUGGCUCGAGUGAUAUAUCCGUCCUUGUUUGUGAGUUCUGGGGAUUUUGAAGUUGUGGUUUCCCACUACCAAUAUUUCUUAAACCCCUUGGUUGGGUCGAGGCAAGGAUCGAACUUGUGACCCUGUGGACCGUAGACAGGCACACAACCUGUUGCGCUACGACGCGUUUUUUCAAUUUUCAAACCAACUUCAAGAACUAAAAAUAGGAAACGUUCAGCGGCGACGAUCGGCAACGCUCGCGACUUCAGCGACGUCGACAUCGCCAAAAUCAACAGGAUGUACAACUGCCCAGUGGAAAAAAGCGUGACGGCGCCGUUCGCCCGCGCCAGAGUUUAUCCCAUAUUCAUUGUCUCUCAAUGUGUUUCGAGCUUUUCAGCACUCACCGAUCUACUCGCCGCAUCAAAACAAGUACGAGGAUCGGCCCAAGUUGCCACUUAAGGCCUACGACUCCAUCUCUUACAACACAAACAAGCCCGAGCGUUCGUUUCUUUUCAAAGCUUGAAGCUUUCAAACAAAAACCUAAUUCUCAUUUUUUGAACUAAUUGCUUCGAAAAUUAAUGCAAUUUUUUUCAUCUGUUAACACAACGGGAUAUAGCGACUUUUUGAGUUUUUAAUAAAAAAAUAAAUCAGAACGAAUUUUUCACACGUAGAAAAAGCCAAAAUCCACUUUAAUUCUACAAUUUAUAAGAACAUUUUAUUUUUUUCUAGGUCUCUUUCUGGAAAAAGAAUAGUUAUCGACAGAUUUUUUUCAUUGAACAGUUCAAUCAAAAAGUAGGAAAAGCUAGAGAUUAAUAAAUAUAAGAAUGGAGGAACGUGAAUAAUUCAACGUCCAAACCGUGAAGGCCGUGUUUCACAAAUGCAAAAUAAGGCCUGAUUUUCCAAAAUUUCAAUCAUAACUCUCAUAUGCGAUUCAACCCCGGCUAGAUCGAAACAUCAUAUUUUUUCCUAAUCUUUUUUACAAGUACAAUCUUAUCAGCCAAUACUUCUGAUAAUUUUAGUUCGAAGUAAAGUUUGACUCGAGGGAUAAACCGUGAUGUUUCAUGGAUAAACCUAUCAGGUUACAUUUUCGAAAUUUUAGGUUGCGAGGACCGGAUAACGGUGUGUUGGUGGACGGCGGAUCGUUGCCGGUCGCCGGCCAUCUACACGGUGAUGACGUCACUUUGUCCGAAGACGUGCAAAUUCUGCUGA